Aspergillus neoniger CBS 115656 is the source of this 6726-nucleotide messenger RNA. Its product is annotated as type I polyketide synthase. NCBI's taxonomy places the organism in Eukaryota, Fungi, Ascomycota, Eurotiomycetes, Eurotiales, Aspergillaceae. The coding region runs from base 1 to 6726 and encodes 2241 amino acids. Gene Ontology annotation, molecular function: 3-oxoacyl-[acyl-carrier-protein] synthase activity; oxidoreductase activity; fatty acid synthase activity. The record is from RefSeq and is a predicted model, not a curated record. The transcript is spliced from 7 exons. Gene Ontology annotation, biological process: fatty acid biosynthetic process; secondary metabolite biosynthetic process.
AUGCAAUUACCAGACGGGGAGACAGUGCCAGGUCUGCUGGUUGCUCCUGCCACUGCGCGGCAAACAAGCUUGCCUAUGGCCGUCGUCGGUAUUGGCUGCCGGCUUCCGGGCAAUAUUUCCAGUCCCGCACAGCUCUGGGAUUUUUUGAGAGAAGGCCGCUCUGGUGUGGGUGAGGUUCCUAAGGAUCGCUUCAACAUCUAUAGCUAUAGGGGCGGCAAGGAUGAGCCGGGCACGACUCUCCCGUUGGGCGGAUACUUUCUUCAGGAUGACCUCCGCAACUUCGACAACCGGUUCUUCGGCAUCAAUAAUCGAGAAGCAGCUGUUAUGGACCCUCAGCAGAGGAGGGUGCUAGAGGUAGUAUUCGAGACCUUCGAGAGCGCCGGCGUAACCCUCGAUGAAGUUUCCGGUGCUAAUGUGGGAGUUUAUAAUUAUAUCGCCAUGCAGACGAAAGACCCAGAGAACUUAACGCGGUACAGUAACCUGGGCAUGGGCGCCACCAUUCUCGCAAACCGCAUCAGCCAUGCCUUCAACCUCAAAGGGCCGAGUUGUACGGUAGACACAGCUUGCUCGUCCUCUUUCUACGCGCUUCACCUUUCUUGCAACGCAUUACAGAAUGGCGAGUGUGAUUCAGCCAUCGUGGCGGGUGUCAACCUGAUUCAAUCCCCUGAGUUACAUGCGGCAGUGUCCCAGGGUGGGUUUCUAUCGCCAACAUCUUUUUGCCAUACCUUUGAUACUUCCGCUGAUGGCACUCAAGUCGGCGAUCCCAUGGAGGUAGAAGCCCUAUCGCGCGUUUUCCGCAAAGAGCAACGGACUUACGCAACAUUAAUUGGCUCAGUCAAGCCAAACCUCGGCCACGGUGAGGCGUCUAGCGGGUUGUCUAGUCUCAUCAAAGCUACCCUUGCCUUGGAGCAUGGGCAGAUUCCAGCGACCAUUAGCGUCAAGAAUAUCAACCCCAAGAUCAAGACUGAUGAAUGGGGCGUCGACGUCGUUACCCGCAUAACCCCUUUCCCAGUAUCCACCCGCCGUGUGCCAAGCCGCAUCAGUGUCAACUCGUUUGGUUAUGGGAGGGCGAAUGCCCACGGCAUCAUAGAGGAAGCGGACCAUAAACAAAAUCAAGUCUCAAUAAGCAAUGGGGGAACAGCUGCGGAAGGUUAUAAGCAGCCUCAAUCAACACAGCCGCCGUAUAUACUUCCCUUCUCUGCAAACUGCCCUCAAUCCCUUGAGGGCCGAGUGGAACGGCUAUCAAAUUCAGACCUUUCGUGCGUCUCAUUUGCCUGCCGUGGCUAUGUGAUCGCCCGACAAGAGACCUUGACACAAGAUAUCACAGUCGCAAACCUGCAACUUCCUACUUCCAACCUUGAGUUAGGUAGUAGAAAGAUAGCAUUUGUAUUCACCGGUCAGGGCGCCCAGUGGCAAGGCAUGUCUCGUCAGCUGUUACACUACCCAACGUUUGCCAAUACAAUUCGACAGCUCGACGACGAACUGAGGUCGCUUUCACGCGCUCCUGAUUGGAGAAUUUAUGAUGUCCUAAUGGACGAGUCAGACAGCUGCCCCAUCAACCAGGCAGUGUUCGCACAGCCAAUCACCACAGCUGUUCAGAUUGGCUUGGUGGUGCUGCUGCGAUCUUGGUCAAUCCUUGCUGGGGGAGCAAUCGGACACUCCUCUGGUGAGAUUGGAGCCGCAUACGUGGCUGGUCUACUGUCCGCGCGCGAGGCAAUCGUUCUUGCAUAUUACAGGGGUUACGCGGUUGCAAAACAAGCAUCAGCCGCAGGCGCCAUGGCAGCCGUUGGUCUGAGCUCGGAUAUAGCUCUGGAAUUGAUCACCAAGCUAGACCUCACCGACAGCGUUAAGGUAGCGUGUAUCAAUUCGUCAUCUAAUGUGACCAUCAGUGGUGACCGUGGGGGAGUUGAGACUCUGGUUACCUCUGUUCAGGCAAAAGGCGCGUUUGCUCGGAUACUGAAGACUGAUGGGAAAGCGUACCAUUCUCACCACAUGGUCAGCGUGGGUGAACUCUACCAAAACCUCCUCGAUGAAGCUGCCAUUUUUGCCAAAGACAUGGUCCCUGAAACAGAAAAUUCUGACGCAAAAAUGUACUCGACGGCUAUCUGUAAACCCUUGGAGCGCCAAACUGCUCGCACUACGUGGUACUGGAGAUUUAACCUAGAGUCCCCUGUGAGGUUCUCCAAAGGUCUGAAGGGGCUGUCAGAGUUGAUCGAUCCCGACUUGUGGCUCGAAAUUGGACCGCACACGGCCCUGAAACUCCCCAUCACGCAAACGCUUGGACAGGUGACACCUUACCACGGCACAUUAGAGCGAGGUCAAGAUGGAUCAGUGACACUACUCAGCUUCCACGGAUACCUUUUCGUUCAUGGCUUCAGUCUGGAUUUCACGAAGCUACUGCGCAGUUACCCCGACGGAUCUCCAGCUAGAUUCAUCUACGAUCUCCCAACUUACGCCUGCCAGGAGAGCCGAUUUCGCCAGAAUCCUAGGCACGAAUUGCUCGGGACAGAAGUGCCUGGAGGAAGCCCGGCAUCCUUUGCGUGGCGCAACCUAUUGCACCUCGGUCAUGUACCUUGGCUCCGGGACCACCGACUGGGAGAUACCGCCGUUUUCCCCGCCACAGGAUAUAUUGCCAUGGCAGUGGAGGCACUGAUACAAAAAGCUUUGCCCUCAGGCGCAGACCUAAUUAGCAAAUGCGUCAUCCUUCGGCAGGUAGCCUUGCUAAAAGCCCUCUCUUUAAAAGAUGAGGACUCUAUUGAGCUAUUUACCGAGCUUCGAUCGCUCUCGAUUUCCAACGUUCGCGAUUCGCAACAUUGGUGGGAAUUCCAAAUAUUCACCGUGAUGGACCGAAAUAGCUACACCCUUCACGCCAAGGGAAUGAUCCGGUUGGAUUGCAACCCCGAUGAUACUUCACACGCAGCCCCAUCCCCUGAUUGCCGACUGGCUGUCCGAACUAAACACGUUUGGUAUGACAUUAUUUCUCGAGGCGGCCUCAAGUAUGGUACGGCGUUCCAACGUAUAAAAGAGGUCUAUACACCAGAAAGCAAAAACAUCUUAUAUGCCGAAGCUCCAACCGAGUCAUUUGCCCCCGAAAUCCCCACCAGCGCUCAGGCGUAUCCUAGAUACUUCCUGCACCCGACACUACUGGACACUGUUCUUCAGCUUGCCCUCAUUGCAUGCAAUGGUAGCUCCCUUCAUGGGCUUGUGGCCCGGGCUGGGAUUAUUCGUGCCAAGGCUUCGGUAGUCGGACUUAAUAUGCACAGGGCAACGACAUACUUGUUCAAUCAGAAGAAACAGCCCGUGGUACAGUUUAAGGAUAUUGAACUGACCGCCUUCAGCGCACAAGAAGGCAUGGAGGAUGUCCGCCAUCCUAUGGGACGCGUGCACUGGAAGCCCGACAUAACACAGAUAUCCGAAGAUUCCGUAUUCUCUUCUGGUCUCGCUCAUGUGCUCUCUGUGACUGAUCUCGGAGCUUUUGGGUCCCGCUCCUGGCUGCUAGCUGCCCUGGACAUGAUUGUCCACAAGAAGCCUGAUUCCAGGAUUCUGUGUCUCGCAACCGACAUGUCUUUUGUAACCUUGGCUUGCUUGGAGGUCCUGGAGACCCCCGUAGUCUACCGACGUUUUGAGACAUUUUCAUUGGGUAGAAUAGGAUGCAAUGGAGCGCUGGAGGUUGCGGAAAUCCGCAAGCAUGCAGUGCCUUUAGGCCUUCGCUCUAUGGCUUACCGCAAGGCCACCUCGGAUAACCAGUACAACGUGUGCAUUCUGGGACAGGGAAGUGACCAUGCAGUGUUGGGCCACCUGAAGAAGCAUACCAACGACUGUACCUUUUUUCUGGGUCCUUGCACACAAUUUCCGGCCUCAGUGCCCUCAUCGCACUUGCAACUGACGGAUCGCGAUCACGGUGUAUACGUUCUACGUCCCAACCCCAACUUCACCCCACAAUUAAACCAUGUUGUUCUGAUCGGGGCUUCAUCUUCGGACGCGGAGCUAGCUAGUCAUUUAAGCCAAGAGUUGGACAGGCCGGUGCAGGCAUUGACGCUACGCGAUAUUCUCUCCUCACUCAUUUCGCCCCAAGCCUUGGUCGUCUCGGUGAUAGAAAUGCACAAAUCCCUGCUGUCAGACCCAACGGCAGUGGAGUACGAUGCAUUCAAAGAAUUGAUCGAGCAUGCUGCCCAUAUCUUCUGGAUUAGCGGAAGUGGUGUUCACAACGGAUUUGAUCCUACACGGUCUAUCUUUACCGGUCUGGCUCGGGCUCUCAUCGUCGAGCAGCCCUCUACCAGGAUCUUCUCUCUGGAAAUUGACCCAGCAACUGAAUCGUCAGUGGUUUCCCGAUGUGUCCGCCAAAUUUUGCAGCAGAAGAAUGAAGUAGACUUUGAGUACAUCCGCGACAGCUCCGAGCUCCUGAUCAGCCGCGUUGUGCUCGACGAGCGGUUGAACCGUGAAUUCAGGAGACGACAAAACAGCAUUCCCAUUCUCAAGCCACUAGCUCAGGCUGACAACGCCUAUUUGUUAGUUCCGGAGCCAGGCCAACUAAACUCGGCAAGGUUUGUGCAACGGCCAUUAUCACCCACCCUGCCAGCCGACCACGUUCUUGUUAAGGUUGUAUGUGUGGGUCUCAAUGCCAAAGAUGCUUAUGUGAUGGCCGGUCGAGUGUCGACGAAAAAUGCCACCUGCAGUUCUGAGUUCACAGGGCAGAUUGUGGGGUUGGGUGCCGACGUGCAAUCAUUCGCGGUCGGCGAUCGAGUGGCAGUCAUGCAUAAUGGCCACUUUGGCACCUACGAGCCGGUUCCUUGGUGGAGCUGUAUCAGGCUAGAGGAUAACGAAGACUUGGUCAUCAUGGCGGGCGUUCUCGUUGUGUUUUUCACAGCCGUGUACGCGCUCGAAUACCGCGCACGUCUCCAGCCCGCUGAGUCGAUUCUCAUUCACUCUGCUGCUGGUGCUGUCGGCAUUGCAACCAUCCAACUCGCUCAGCAUCUUGGGGCAGGCGAGAUUUACGCUACCGUGGGCAAUGAGGAAAAGAAGCGGUAUCUGGUAGAGCAAUUCGGGCUCCGUUCCGAGAACAUCUUUUCCUCGCGUGAUAUCACGUUCGCGGAGAAGGUUAAAGUCCGAACUAGAGGCCGCGGUGUCAAUGUCAUUUUGAAUUCCUUGGUGGGGGACCUCCUCCACGAAAGCUGGAACUGCCUAGCCGACUGGGGGCGCUUUGUCGAGAUUGGUAAACGCGAUAUUCUCGACUGCCGUAAGCUCAACAUGUCCACGUUUGCGCGCGGAACUACUUUCACUUCAUUCGACCUGAACAUGCUGAGCGAGCUCGACACGCCCAUAGCGGCUCGCCACUUGAAGUGUACAAUCCUUGCGCGUGUUUUGCAGCUGGUCCGCGCCGGACACGUUCGGCCCGUUCAGCCCUUGGCCGUCUUCCCCGUCUCAGAACUGAGUGCAGCCUGCAACCACUUCAACAACGCCAAGCGGAUGGGUAAAAUCGUAAUUUCCUUUGAAGAUGAGACGCAAAUCGUCCCAACGGUUCCUGAGAUCUACAGCACCGUUCUUAACCCAAACAAAUCUUACCUAAUGGUCGGCUGUCUCGGCGGCCUCGGUCGAAGUCUAUCACGGUGGAUGAUGAGCCGCGGCGCCCGUCGCUUCGUAUUCCUCGGCCGCACGGGUUUAGCCAAACCAGCUGCCAGGCAAAUUGUCCAGGAGCUGGAAGAGGCUGGGGCCCGCUGUACCGUCGCAACCGGCGACGUCAUUGUGUACGAGGACGUCGAACGCGCAGUAGCGGCAGCAGUUGCUGAUGCGCCUCUAGGGGGAGUGAUUCAGGCCGCUAUGGGCCUCCACGAAGCCAUCUUCAAGCACAUGCCUCGCGAGCACUGGCUCAAAGGCACGCAAGCCAAGGUGCGCGGAACACGGAAGCUUCACCAAGUCCUGGGUAAACUCAAGUGCGAUUCCGCUCUGGAUUUCUUCCUUCUGACCAGCUCGGUCGCUGGGCAGAUUGGCACAGCUACUGAAGGCAACUAUUGCGCUGCAAACCACUUUCUGGACGUGUUUGCUCGCUAUCGCCGGAGUCUCGGGCUGCGCGCUAUCUCCCUCGGAUUGGGUGCUAUAUCCGAGGUCGGAUACCUCCACGAGCACAGCGAAAUCGGCGAGCUCCUCCUUCGCAAGGGCAUCCGCCCACUCCCUGAGAAUGAAGUCCUCCAAGUUAUCGACUUCGCCCUCUUCUCCGAGAUCGAUCAGGAACAAACCGUCCCUCGGGAUCGCCUCGCACAAUGCCACAUUCUAACUGGUAUUGAAGACACCGGACUUCAAGACCACCGCAAACAAGGCUUUACAGGUUUUUGGCACAAUCUAGACAACACCCGCUUCUCGGUACUCAUCAACGCCCUGCAGCGCCAGGCAUCCCAGUCCGAAGGCGGAAUUAACACCCCUGCGUCGGUAAUUCAAACUGUACUGGCGUCAGGCGACGAGAAGCAAGUACGUGAAGCGGUGAAUCAGGCAUUGGCGAAGAAGAUGUCAAACAUUAUUCUAUUGCCGCUACCGAAGUUGGAUGUGAAGUUGCCAUUGAGUGAGUAUGGCAUGGAUAGUAUGUUGUCGGCGGAGCUAAGACAGUAUAUAUUCAAUUCGAUGGGUGUGGAUGUCCCUUUUUUGACCUUGAUGGAUUCGGCGACGUCGGUGUUGAGCAUUGCUGAGCUUGUGGUGGGGAAAUUGGGGAAGAUUAUGGGGAAGGAGGCGAACUAG